GUUUCUGACGUGAGAAAGAAACUCCCAUUUUCUUAGAAUAAGAUAAUUUUUGAUGCGCUAUACGUGUACUAUCAAAUUGUACUUAUAAUCUUAUUUCUUUUUAUUUUGCGUUUCCUUUACAAUAAAAUUCUAAUAGAUCCAGUUUUUUUCUGUUUUAAUAAAAUCAUUACAUUAUGGAACAUCAUAUCAGACCACCACAACCUUUGAGUAAUAAUUCGCCAAAGACUUGGUUUAUUUGGAAAGAAGAAUUUCUUAUUUUUAUGAGAUUGCUUGGGCAUAUGUCACGCCCAGAAAAUUACAAAGCAAAUCUUUUUAAAAAUUUUAUAGGACCAAUAGGGCUAGAAAUAAUAACAAAGUUAACAUUUGAUCGCCCAGAUGAUAAAGAAAAUUUGGAUAUACUAUUGAAAAAAAUAGAUGAAUACCAUAACCCUCCACGAAAGAUUAUAGAGACACGAUAUCAAUUUUUUAAUAGCUCUAUGAAAGUCAGUGAAACAAUAGAAAAUUAUAUCCAAAGUUUAAGGGAGAAAGCAAAAGAUUGUAAGUUUAAUAAUUUGGCAGAAAGUUUAGUAAUAGAUGUUAUCGUUCUUCAUACUAAUGAUAAACUAUUGCGCAAGAAAUAUUUGCAAGAAGACAAUCUUGAUUGUGAUAAAAUUAUAGAAAUUUAUAAAAAUCAUAAAAUUGCAUCAUUGGAAGCUAAGUGUACAAAUCCUACAGCUCCACCUAAAGAAAAAGAUAAAUUAACUACAGUUCCCAAAGUAACAGAACAUAAUAACAUCCAACAAAAGAAAGCUUGUUGGAGAUGUAAAACUACCCACGAAGCAAAACAAUGUCCAGCGUCGAAUUAUAAAUGUAAAAAUUGUGGUAAAAUGAAUCAUUUAGAGAUAUCUUGUCAAAAUGUCUCAGCAGAAAUGAAUAAACCGUGCAAUAAAAAUAUGAAUAAUAUUUCUAAAAAAGGAAAAUCAUUGAACUGUAAUAAAAUAUUGAACAAUCUAUCAAAAUAAUAUUUUAUAAAAUAAAGUAUUUCAAUA
Vespa mandarinia (Asian giant hornet) is the source of this 1028-nucleotide messenger RNA. RefSeq lists its product as uncharacterized. NCBI's taxonomy places the organism in Eukaryota, Metazoa, Arthropoda, Insecta, Hymenoptera, Vespidae. The record is from RefSeq and is a predicted model, not a curated record.